ACAUAAGGCAAAUUACCAGCAGACUUGGUAAGAAGGAAUAAAACCAAGGAAUGAAACCGACAUCAGUGAUAGAAACGUUGGCCAUCGACAAAUAAACAGUCCGAGUUCACCUUCUCUCCAUCAUAGAUCAGAUGACGUCAAAUAUGUGCAUAACUUCUCACUGGACAGUAAAGAAAUGUGUGCAUAAUUAUCUGUGAAUAUCGAGUGAAAAAAAAGCAAUCUGUUGCCCUGGUAGAGGGUAAAGUUCGCUUAGGGACAGUUAGUAACCCAGAUCCAGGUCAAUAAAUGAAGACAUGUUUAUAUGACCAGUUGACUAGGAAUAAGAUAAUUACCAUGAAGAUCCGUAGAGCAGAUAAAGCCAUAGGUUCAUCCACCCUUGCCUGAGACCCUUGCAUAGCAAUAUCCCGGAACAAAGAAAAGGGGGAGGAGGGCAUUCAUUUAAAAAAAAAAAUUCGAACGAGACGAGUGCCUCGUCAGUCACAACCUAGCAACAAACAAACCGUUAUUCUUAAAUAGAAUCACGCGUAUCUUUGUUUUUGUCGUGGUAAUUAUAUGGGGGUCACGCAUGACGGGUAAGAGGCAUUGAACGUUGAAAGUUGGUUACUUAAAUUAAAGCGGCAGAGAUAUGCAGUUGAAAGUGCAACACGUAUGCGGAAUUAUUUGAUCAUGGACACGUUAAUGUACCUCCUGUGCAAAGGCGCAUGAUUAUAGGAAACAGCAUCAAAAUAUGUUGUCCUCGCUAUGCAGAGAGUGCUUAUCUAUGGUGAAUACGAAAGAUAACUCUAGAAGUUAAGAAAAUAAUGCUAGGUCAUUUAACCUAAUGAUAAGCAUGAGCUAUUGCUACAGAUGUUGCCAGUCAAACCAUCGUGUCUCGGACGCCUGAGGGGUGGUAUGAGCAGGAAUGCAGUCCUCAAAGUGAUUUGCAUCGGCUGCAUUGUUACUGGACUUGCCAACGUAAAUACCCUGUUUUCCAGUCUUUCGGUGACCAAAGAUACCCCAUUUGCAAGCAGAAAAUCAUUACACUUUCAAGUUGAAAGCGAUGAAACGAAGAUACUUCAACGUCGCAAGACAAGGGUAGAAAACCAAUGCGCAGCUGCAAAUAAACCGCUGCUUUCGGCGGAAAAUGCAGCAAUGUCUGUAAAAGGUGAGCAAGUGGAAGAAAGAGCAGCGGAACACAAAUAUCCCACUUGGAUAGUGAACGAUGAAGGAACAAGAGCGCUGUACUGUAUCGUACCAAAGACUGGCUCUACAAAUCUCCGCCGGAUUUUCGCGGAAGUUAAAAGUCGCAAGGAGAAAAAGACGGAACUUUUUGAUUGGUCAAAAAUGACACCAGUGAAAUCGUGGCAUUUCGGAUUCGAUUUUCUCAUGCAAAACAGCAAAAGCCGAAUCGCUGAGAUACUACAGAGACCGAACAGCAUUAAAAUUCUUAGUGUUCGUCAUCCAUUCGAAAGAUUAAUUUCUCUUUACAAAAUGAUAUUUGAAGGAAAUCGCUAUGAAAACAAAACAGAAACUUUUAUUCAAAAAGUGACUAAUGGAGUGUCCUCCUUGAUCAGACGAUAUUUAAACCGUCCUUAUGACAAAUUAAACAUCACAUUUCCGAUGUUUAUCGAGUAUAUAGUUUACCAUGGCAAAUGCGUAGAGGAAGGCAACUGUACAGUUAGCUGGUAUCAUGCGCACUGGAGUCCAAUAUGGCGGAUGUGUCGUGUCUGUUCCCUAGGCUAUGAUCUCAUAAUGAGAAUGGAGACUUUCGACCAGGAUCUGCCCGAAAUUUUCAGGCUUACGAAUAUUACAAAAUCAACCAUUUACCCUGAACAAUGGAAAAGGACCAGUAAAGGGUCAAUGAAGAAAUAUUUCUCACAGCUUUCCGAUAAGUUGAUCGAGGAUCUAAAAGAAAUGUAUAAAAUGGACUUUAAAUUGUUUGGCUACGACUAUUCUAAAUCAGACGUGUUUAUUGACUGAAUAGACUUGUGAUAAUCUUAAUGACCGUAAUGUUAAACGACAGACACAGUAAGAGUACAAGGGCAGGCCCCUUAUUUAUGCUACCCCUUUAAGCUUUUUUCCAUCUGCACGUUCCAAACAAAAUGAGAUAAGCGUGUCCCCUUUGUAAAAACUUGGAAGCUGGGGCAAAUGGUCGAUCGAAAUCUUUAAUUUAACUUUAAAAAAUUAAAGAAUUGCGUUUUGAGCGGAAUUCAUUGGUACUACUGAAAAGUGAUAACACAAUACAAAAAUGUGUGGGAUCGUCAAAAAAAAUGCCAAGAAACAGAAUGCGAUAGGUGUGACGAAAUAAGAAGUGGCGAAAAUGUGCUAGGUGCGACAAAAGAGCCAGUGCAGAGAUUCGGUGGAUGGGAAAGGCCUAACUUACCAUUAUUAGGUCUCCAUUACAUGUGUUGCACUUGUUAAUAUUAGUAAAAUAAUAAUGAUUAUUAUAAAAUUGGCAUUAAACUCGAUGUUCUAUCCGAAACUUUGCUUUGUGGUAAUACUUCCUUCAUUCCCUACGUCAUCAAAAUCCAUAAUAAAAAAUACAACAGAAACGUAUAUUGCCAUCAUGAGCUCUUGAAAUAAACGAACGUUACUUUGGA
Molecule: messenger RNA, 2579 nt
Organism: Lingula anatina
Lineage: Eukaryota; Metazoa; Brachiopoda; Lingulata; Lingulida; Lingulidae
Product: carbohydrate sulfotransferase 11
Biological process (GO): carbohydrate biosynthetic process
Cellular component (GO): membrane
Molecular function (GO): sulfotransferase activity
Source: RefSeq, a predicted model, not a curated record